Messenger RNA from Cornus florida, 669 nucleotides. RefSeq lists its product as uncharacterized. The transcript has a single exon. Bases 1 to 669 code for a protein of 222 amino acids. Lineage: Eukaryota; Viridiplantae; Streptophyta; Magnoliopsida; Cornales; Cornaceae. The record is from RefSeq and is a predicted model, not a curated record.
AUGUUUGAAGGUGGUGCAGAUCCUAUGGUAGCGGAUGACUACAUGGAGCAAGUUGAAACUCAAUUAACUUCUAUGGAUGUGAAGGAGGAUCAUUUGAAAAUUAUCCUAGCUACUUAUAAGUUUACAAAGGAUGCCAAGUUUUGGUGGAAAUCGAUAACAAAUCAAUAUAAAGUUGAAGAGAUAAGUUGGGAUAGAUUCAAGGAGCUGUUCUAUGAGAAAUAUUUCACUGCCUCCAAUAGGUGGGAGUUAAAGAAUCAGUUUAUUGGCCUUAUCCAAGGCAAUAUGUCAGUGACAGAAUACAAGAACAAGUUCACGUCUCUUUCCCGCUUUGUUCCAGAGAUGGUGAGUAAUGAAGUUGAUAAGGUUCAGAAGUUUAGCUCCGGACUUGACUACAAAAUGAAGCCGUUGUUAAUAGCACAGGGCAUCAAGGUUUAUUCUGAGGUAGUGGAAAGGGCAUUAAUGUUAGAGGUGGAGGCCAAAGAUAAAGAAGCAAGAAGGGAACAAUUGAGGCAAAAGAGGAAUAUAGGACCAUCUGCAGAGGGACCUUCAGGGAAAAAGAACAGGGGUGGUUCAUCUCAGUUUCAGGGGCAUCCGUUUGCACGAUCUGCUCCUACCACUCCUAUGCCAGCUGGGUCAGAUAAGAGUGCAGUUGUUUGUUAUCAGUGUUAG